CCUUCCUCAGAGAAGCACACUCUCUCCCUACUGCUCCAGAAUGGCUCCUACCUGCACCAGAGACUCUGACACCUCCAUGCUCUCCACCAAAGACAAACAUAAAUUAAGGAAACCAGCCGUGGAAAAAAUGCGCCGUGAUCGCAUCAAUAUCUGCAUAGAGCAGCUCAAGGCACUGCUGGAGAAGGAGUUCCACAAGCAGGACCCCAACGCCAAGCUGGAGAAGGCUGACAUCCUGGAGAUGACGGUGGUGUUCCUGAAGCAGCAGCUGCAGUUCAGGAGCAUGGCCCCUCUGAGGGCCCACGGUCAGGGUUACUCCCAGUGCUGGAGAGAGGCGCUGCACUUCCUGUCUGCCAGCUCCACCAAGGAUGCCACGCUCCAACACCUCCAGCACCUCCAUGGUGCCCAGAGAGUUUCCCUGGACAGCUGUCCCUCUUCUCCCCUCUCCUCCCAGCUCCACAGCCAGGGCCCAGUCAAGAAGGCCACCAGCACCCACAAACCAGUGUGGAGGCCCUGGUAG
Molecule: messenger RNA, 517 nt
Organism: Osmerus eperlanus (European smelt)
Lineage: Eukaryota; Metazoa; Chordata; Actinopteri; Osmeriformes; Osmeridae
Product: transcription factor HES-5-like
Exons: 2
Coding region: 41-517 (158 amino acids)
Biological process (GO): regulation of transcription by RNA polymerase II; regulation of neurogenesis; anterior/posterior pattern specification
Cellular component (GO): nucleus
Molecular function (GO): RNA polymerase II cis-regulatory region sequence-specific DNA binding; DNA-binding transcription factor activity, RNA polymerase II-specific; protein dimerization activity
Source: RefSeq, a predicted model, not a curated record